This is a messenger RNA of Mytilinidion resinicola, 2692 nucleotides long. RefSeq lists its product as uncharacterized. The transcript is spliced from 5 exons. Gene Ontology annotation, molecular function: protein serine/threonine kinase activity; ATP binding. The record is from RefSeq and is a predicted model, not a curated record. The coding region runs from base 1 to 2643 and encodes 880 amino acids. Gene Ontology annotation, biological process: peptidyl-serine phosphorylation; peptidyl-threonine phosphorylation. NCBI's taxonomy places the organism in Eukaryota, Fungi, Ascomycota, Dothideomycetes, Mytilinidiales, Mytilinidiaceae.
AUGUCAUUAAGAAAAGAGUCUUUGGAGCAACAGCUCCGGGAUGCUUUGUGUCAACAUGCCCACAAAGAGUCGAAAGGCUUUCUCCCUCUGGACAAAUUGAACCAACUAGUCGUGGAAGACUCGGUCGUAGAAUCUCUCAAAAAAUGCAUGCCGGAGCUCUCUGUUGCUCGUGUUGGACGACUGGCAAAAAACAUCUGCCCUGGAUCCGUUCGACAUUCAUCGCGGCCAUCUUUCUGCCGGAUAUUUGCGAUAUUGGUCAUGAUUGAACGGCCCCAGGAGAUUCCCAUUUUUGUCAACAAUAAUAUCACCGACCACGAGUUGCCUCUUGUCAAGGCUCGUAAUGAGAACACAGGCCGAUCUGAAUUGCGACGAAAAACACAACCCAAUAAAUCGCUGGAAUGCCUUAACAAAUGGUCAUCGCUAUUGGUGGACUUGUUCGAGGGAUACCAGUGGACAUUACUUUCGCGUUUCUUCUCGAGGGGCAAUAACGGAGCUGUACGCUUCUACCCUCUUGACGACCAGACCAUUCUUCCUUUCAUCGAGGACUCUUCCCGCGACGCUACCCUUGAGGAUGAUGAAGAUUUCCAAGGCGGCCACGGAUCUGUCUCCCGGGUCAAAAUUCACCCUUCACAUUUUGAUUUCCACGAUAUCGCGGAAACCUAUGAGACUGAUUCCACCUUCGCGGUGAAGUGUCUCCACUCUCGCAGUCGCGAGAUGUUUUCCAGAGAGGUAGACGCUCUCAAAAGGCUGAGUGGCCAAAAGCAUAUCGUCCCACUUCUCGCUACAUUCGAGUACAAAAACAGCUACCAUCUCCUGUUCCCUUGGGCCAACGCCAACCUUCGACGGUACUGGGCCAUGUUUCCCAACCCAUCAACUGACACACGGUACGGGCUGUGGGUAGCCAAACAGUGUAAAGGCAUUGCCGAAGGGCUGAGUGUCAUCCACGAACCCCCAACUGAUCAAAGCGACGACUACGCUUACGAACCGGCCUUACAGCCAAGUCACGGUCAGCCGCAGCGUACCAAGGCGUACGGCCGGCAUGGAGAUAUCAAGCCGGAGAAUAUACUCUGGUUCAGAAACGGCCCCAACACUGACAUUGGCGUCUUGGAGAUUGCCGACUUUGGCCUCACCCGCUUUCAUCACAGACAGUCUCGUUCCAACAUCUCGCCUGUCGGUAUGGGUAACUCGCCAACCUAUCGCGCUCCCGAAUUUGACAUGCCCGAUGGACUCUUGUCACGGUCCUACGACAUAUGGGCCCUGGGCUGCCUCUAUCUCGAGUUCAUCAGUUGGUACUUCCUCGGUUGGAGUGGUGUCAUGGAGUUCUCCGCAUCGAGGGAGACAAAACGAAAUGACCUCUCAGCCGAUGACUGUUACUUUGAGCUAAGCGGCUCCAGAGGUACUGAUAACAUCUGCAGCAAAGUCAAACCCGCUGUUAUUCGUUGGAUGGCGUAUCUACGUCAGCACUGGGCCUGCUCCUGGUUCUUUCAUGAUUUCCUCGAUCUCAUCCAGAAUGAGAUGCUUGUUGUCGAAACAAAUGGCGAGUCUCCGGUCCGGAGAGUCACUGCAGCCGGCGUGACACAAAGCAUAGUUACGUUUUAUAACCGCUCAGGCUCAGAUGCAAAAUACCUUUCCGGGAACAACCCUUUAAAUGUCCCCCCGACUACGAGGCUAUCUCACCCCUCGUGGGUUGGAAACUCCCAGUAUCUGGAGACUCGGAGGCAACCAAGUAGCGUGGCCGAGUUAGAGGGCUACGAUGCAUCUGUCCCACACAUAGUCCUGACGGAUUAUGACUUGUGGGAGUUAGAAUUGGAUUUGCCAGAGACAGAAACUAGGGCAAACCAUCUCAGUAGCAGCAGCACUAGUGGCAGCAAGGAAGGGUCAACCUCUCUGAGCGACGUUCGUGCGAGUGAAAGUUCUACUUCCAUCAGCAAUCUAAGCCGGCGACAAGUCAGUACAACACAGACAACGCAGGAUACAAACCUAGGACAGUCUGAGCAUGAACGUUAUUUCGCAUGUCCAUUCUUCAAACGCAAUCCUAGCAAAUAUGGGAAGAUGUGUUCAAACGGGUGGAAGCACAUUCACAGAGUGAAAGAGCAUUUAUAUCGAAGGCACCUUCUUACAAAGCACAGGUGCACUCGUUGCCUAGCAUAUUUCGAAGAUGGCGCUGGUCUCGAAGCACAUACCCGCUCCGUGACACCGUGUGCGUUGAGUGAGUCUCCAGAUAUCGAGGGCAUCAACGCCGAACAGGAGCGGCGGCUCCGCUCGAGAAAGCGAACAAGAACCGACGCCACGUCAGGUGACAUAGAUCGCGAUUGUGAAAGAUGGUGGGAGAUGUAUAAAAUCAUCUUUCCAGACACUAACCCAGAGCACAUCUCUCCACACAACGACUAUAGCCACCUAGCUUUCACUACGCCGAGAUCCUCGGAAACUAUCGCUGAUUACAGCAAGUUUUUAAACCAAGGUAUUCCGUCAGACGUGCAAAUUGAGUUGCAGGCCACAAUCAGUCGAGAGCUCGGGCUCAGCGAAGUAGAUGGCAGGAAAAUUAUUGACAUGAUUUCUGUUUUGCAGCGGACGCUUCUGCAAUCUUUUCAGAGUCAAAGGGGAAACUCACGCUCAGUAGAUAACUACUCGACUUCAAGUUAGUUAGGCGUAGCGUAGAAUACAAUACAGCUAGCUAAAUAUCUAAUACCGC